AUGGCAGCCACCAGAGCCAAAGGCCAGCAAUUUGCUAGCUUCCGAGACAACAGGGUGUUUCCAGCCUAUGGAAGGCUACCAGAAGAGCACGAUCUAGACCCUGACUAUUUUACCGAUGAUGCGGCUUACAAGAAGCACUGGGCUUUUUUGUCUGAGAUCGUCGAAGUCGAACGGCUCUUCCGCCUCGUUCUCAAUGUGCAGGACAAGGCUGGAAACCUUGUCCGGGUCGCAUUUUAUACGGACGGCCGCGGCUUAGAAAUAGAUAGUCGGCUGACCAAACCAGGGCAUACUGUGCUGAAUUUGUACGGAGUGCAGCACGACUUUUUCAAUGGGAGCGUUGGCAUCCGCGAGGAGAUUAUCAAUUCGGUGAAAAUCAUACCAAUGUCGCUGGACGACCUGUUGCGGCUCAGCGACCGGGACUGCCAGACAGUCGGCUGGACCGAGAACGGCCACAAGAAAGAUUGCCGUAUCAUUGUAGACAAGGACGUGCAAGGUCUUCUGAAGACAGACUGGUCGCACUUUGACGACUUCAUUCAACUGCCACUGAAAUAG
Grosmannia clavigera kw1407 is the source of this 552-nucleotide messenger RNA. RefSeq lists its product as uncharacterized. The record is from RefSeq and is a predicted model, not a curated record. The coding region runs from base 1 to 552 and encodes 183 amino acids. The transcript is spliced from 3 exons. Lineage: Eukaryota; Fungi; Ascomycota; Sordariomycetes; Ophiostomatales; Ophiostomataceae.